This is a messenger RNA of Symbiodinium natans, 1146 nucleotides long. NCBI's taxonomy places the organism in Eukaryota, Dinophyceae, Suessiales, Symbiodiniaceae. The record is from the annotation of a GenBank genome assembly.
AUGGUGCACGCUCCUGUGCCCCUUUUCCUCGCCUAUGGCGAUCGCCAUGUGGAGGUGUUGAGUACCGCCGGCUAUGAUGGAAUCCGCCGCCAGGCUGAGGAAGUUCUUUCCCUUCAUCCUGAAGCAUAUGACCUGUGCGAUGCACAUGGCAAGGUUGAGGAAGAGACUUUCGAGCGCGCAGUGGCAUGCGCCAAGGGCUUUUGCGUCUUGCAACUUCGCGAAAAGCCGGAGUGGAAGAAGAUCAGAGAGCUCGAGACACGGCUCAACAAGCUGGAGCAGGUGCCUGCGAAGCCUGAGAUGGAGGAGGCUGAGACUCGAACAUGGCUCCGCAUAGAGACCAUGGAGAAGAUGAUACAGGACCUGGCGAAGAAGACUCAGGCCGAUGCUUUGGAUGCCAGAGUGGAAGCUCUUGAGAAGGAGAUGACGGAGCAAAGCAUUACAAACUCCGCGUUGAAUGGGCACAUGGAAUGCGGCAUUGCCACGGCACAGAGAGAGCUGAAAUCCUUGAGGCAGCACAUGUCUGACCAAUUGAAGAGUCUCGAUGAACGGCUGCUAGAAGCAACUCAUCAGGGAUGUGGUCCGCUUAGCCCGCUUAGCCCGCUAGUUGAGAAGCUGGAGCGGGUGGAGACUGAGCUGGCAGAGCAGAGCAUCACAAGCUCCGCAGUCAACGGUCACCUUGAGCAUGGCCUGGCCACUGCUCAGAAAGAGCUCCAGGGCUUGAGGGAGUUUACUUCAGACCAGCUUGGAAGCCUUGAUGGAAGGCUGUUGAGCGUGUCUGAGUCACUCCAAAGACUUGAGGCUACGUUGGAUGAGCAAGCUGUGACCAACUCAGCCUUAAAUGGCCACUUGGAGUGCGGUGUAGCCACAUCCAGGAAGGAGCUGGAGUCUUUGCGAGUUUAUGCUGCAGACCAGUUGAAGUUCCUGAACGAGCGCUUGGACGAGGUUCAAGCCUCUGGCAAGAUACCAGCUGAGAUUGGAACCCAAUGGUCAGACGGCUUCACCACACACAUUCUGAAGACGAAGUCGAAUCAGUCAAGCCUGAAAUCCUUGCAGUUGGGUGCCCCGCUGGCCAGAGUCAAUCCAGUCGACCGCCUUCUUCAUCUUCAUGCAUCGAAGUCUGUGCCGUCAUUGCCAGCGAUUCGCUGA